Messenger RNA from Bursaphelenchus okinawaensis, 1405 nucleotides. NCBI's taxonomy places the organism in Eukaryota, Metazoa, Nematoda, Chromadorea, Rhabditida, Aphelenchoididae. The record is from the annotation of a GenBank genome assembly.
AUGUUUAUUUUGGCAUUGCUUGUCGCUUUGGCUGUUUCGAGGACAAAUGGCCAAACUACGACUACUACUACAAGUACAACUACAGUAUCUACAACUACAGUAUCUGCGAGUACAGUAACGGUUGUCUCGACUACGGUAACAACUGCUACUAAUGGUAAGAACUUUCUUCACAAAUCAAAAAAUGGCAAGAACUUUCUUUACAAAACCCCAAAAUUUAAUUUUCAUACUCAUUUUUUGACUCCCAUCACUUUAAAAAAACGUUAUUUUGACUGCACGGUGCAAUGAUUUUCCUUGCACUGUGCUAAUUUUACUAUGGUUGAAAACCGGUAUAUCUUAUAUUGCCUAAUAUUUUGUUAGACGUCUUAUAAAGAAUGGCAAAAAUUUUGCUCGGUGCAAAAAAAUUUGAGUGCGCCGUGCAAUAUAUAAAAUACGACUGGCUGACUUGUAAAUCAUAUUAAAAAUUAAAUUUUAAAAAUCUUUUGAUUUUUAAUACUCAAAAAUUCCAAAUUUCAAAAAAUUAAAAAAUUUUAGUGACAACCGGCUCCACCACCUCACAAGUCUCUCAAAUGUGUACCGUAGUCAACGGUAUCGACAGUACCAUGUUGUCCUACUUUGACAACACGACCGGCCUUUGUUACGUGGUUGCGGGCGCGGAUCGCGUCAACUACUCGAGCACCGUUCAAAAGUGUACCACUUUAGAAACUAGUGCCGAUGGUAAUUGGACUUGUCGUGUACCACAAAUUGAUGAGCCGACUGUCAUCAACCGACUGCCUACGGCAAUGCAGGCUUCUUACUACUUCAUAGGCUUAACUAGACCUAGCUGCAAUGACUCGUGGCAAUGGACCAGCGGUACCAAUAGUACUAGUGCUUAUGCGGGGAAUUUUAGUGUUCUGGCGGAGGGUGAUGAAUGCACUUACAAUAAUUAUGUCAUCUCGACGACGGGUGUUACACCGGCUACCAGCAAUGACACCACCGAGACAUUGUGCGAAUGUGGUAGGUUUGGUGGAAAGAAAGUUCUUGCAAAAAUGUUUUUAAAACUAUUAUAUAAAUUCAGAAUGUUACUAAAGAUCUUUUUUAAACUUGUAAACAAAGUUUCUGCAGCUUUAAAGCAAAAUAAAAGGACUUUUAGAUUCUGCAGGAUGCGGGUGACAAGUUAUACGAUGGGUCGCCUUUUUUUUGUUUUGUAAAGAAAGUUCUUGCCAUUUUUUGAUUUGUAAAGAAUGUUCUUGCCUUAUUUUUCAUUUUUCCAUACUUAAAUUAACAUAUAUUCCUAGAAGCAUACUAUUAAAAAUGGCACAUAAUGAUUACAGGUCUUGGCAUAAAUGGCAGUUUACUUCCUGUUUCACGAGUUUACAUUAUUGCGCCAUUACUACUGAUCCUACAUGUGUUCUCCUUGUUAACAUGA